Messenger RNA from Uloborus diversus, 507 nucleotides. RefSeq names its product tigger transposable element-derived protein 6-like. Gene Ontology annotation, molecular function: DNA binding. Lineage: Eukaryota; Metazoa; Arthropoda; Arachnida; Araneae; Uloboridae. The record is from RefSeq and is a predicted model, not a curated record. Gene Ontology annotation, cellular component: nucleus. Bases 1 to 507 code for a protein of 168 amino acids. The transcript has a single exon.
AUGAUCGGCGAGUUGGAAACUCCUCUUGUUAUAGGAAAAGCGAGAAAACCGAGAUGUUUAAAAAACACUGAUGUAGAUAAACUUAGGGUGUCCUGGAAAUCAAAUAAGAAAGCGUGGAUGACGACUGAAAUAAUGAAAGAUUGGAUAGUGGAUUUGGAUAAAAGGAUGAAGAAAGCUAGAAAAAUAAUUCUCUUUCUGGAUAACACUACAUCUCAUCCUGAUGACUUAAAAUUGCAAAAUGCUAAGUUAGAAUUUUUGCCACCGAACACCACCUCUGUAUUACAAACCUUGGAUCUUCGGAGUUUUAAAGUAGGUUACAGAAAACUUUUACUUAGGCACUCAUGUAAAUCUAGUGAAGAAUUAACAAAAUCUGUAACAGUUUUGGAUGCUGUUUCGUGGAUCACGUCAGCUCGCAAAAAAUUGGAACCUGGGAGCGUUUCAAAAUGUUUUAAAAAGGCAAGAUUUUCGUUUAGGAGUAAAAUGAUACCUAAAAGUGCAUUAGGAUGA